UACGAAAGGUAAAAAGUAAGGGCGUAAACAAGUCUAUGUUGUUGGUGAAGAAAAAUCUCUGUGCCUUCAGUAGAGCAUCCGGCAUUAUGUGAGACACCUAAAACCAACUUGCUAGGGCGUCUGCGUGCGCGUACGGCAAGCGGGAGGGACAAACUAGCCUUGACGUUUGGAGUCUGAUUUCCAGGUUAGUGUUUUGUUCCGGGUUUGUCGGCAGUGUGCCUGUUGGCGGAGGCGAAAUCAAUCGGCUGGACCAUGUCGGCCUUCGAGAAGCCUCAGAUCAUCACCCAUAUCCAGAAAAGCCUCAAUUACACGGUGUUUGACUGUAAGUGGGUGCCCUGCAGCGCCAAAUUUGUGACCAUGGGCAACUUCGCACGCGGCACUGGCGUCAUUCAGCUGUACGAGAUCCAGCAGGGGGACCUAAAGCUGCUUCGGGAGAUUGAAAAGGCCAAACCCAUUAAAUGUGGAACAUUUGGUGCCACAUCUUUACAGCAGAGAUACUUAGCUACUGGAGAUUUUGCUGGAAACCUUCAUAUAUGGAAUUUGGAAGCUCCAGAGAUCCCAGUAUAUUCUGUACAGGGCCAUAAAGAAAUUAUAAAUACUAUAGACGGUGUAGGUGGACUCGGAAUUGGGGAAGGGGCACCUGAAAUUGUGACUGGCAGCCGAGACGGAACCGUGAAGGUGUGGGACCCAAGGCAAAAAGAUGAUCCUGUUGCUAAUAUGGAACCUGUACAAGGAGAAAACAAGAGAGACUGUUGGACGGUGGCAUUUGGCAGUGCUUACAAUCAAGAGGAGCGUGUAGUGUGUGCUGGUUAUGACAACGGAGAUAUCAAGCUGUUUGAUCUCAGAAAUAUGUCUUUACGGUGGGAGGCAAAUAUAAAAAAUGGGGUAUGUAGCUUGGAGUUUGACAGAAAAGACAUAAGUAUGAAUAAGUUAGUAGCUACGUCUCUGGAAGGAAAGUUUCAUGUUUUUGACAUGAGAACACAGCAUCCAACCAAAGGUUUUGCUUCUGUUUCAGAAAAGGCUCAUAAAUCUACUGUGUGGCAGGUCCGACACCUACCACAGAACAGAGAGCUCUUCCUGACAGCGGGAGGCGCCGGCAGCCUGCACCUCUGGAAGUACGAAUACCCAAUUCAGCGGUCAAAGAAAGAUUCCGAGGGUGUAGAGAUGGGAGUUGCGGGUUCGGUCAGCCUUCUGCAGAAUGUUACAUUGUCUACCCAGCCCAUUUCCAGUUUGGACUGGAGUCCAGAUAAGAGGGGUCUGUGCAUCUGUAGUUCAUUUGAUCAAAUGGUAAGAGUACUGAUUGUUACAAAACUCAACAAAAUUUGAUCUGAAGACUUCAGACUUGAAACCUUCCAAAGUAACACUUAGAGAAUUUAGACUACGUUCUGGGAUCCUCUGAUUCUCAUUGAACAAAGUGGGAUUUGACUGAUGAAAAAAGGACCCAGAUGCAAACCUCUGGGCCAGCAUCCCUCCGGGUGAAAGGCCACACGGUGUGUCCAGCGACGUGACUGGAUGGUGGUUUGCUGUUGCACAUGGGGGCACCAGUCUCCAGCGCCAUCUCUGUUCCUCUCCCCUCCAUUUCUAGUAAAAUGUUGAAAGUUUUCUAUAUUUAAUUAUUUUAAAUUUGUUUUUCAUCCCCCAAAUUCCAUAUUCUAUAAUAAUACUUGUGUUGCAUUUUAAUUUUUAGUUUUGUAGCAGUGACUUAAUUUGGUUUAAAAUAGUUUGCCUUGUUAACACUACUGUGAAUUAACCUUCAUAAAUAAAUACACUUUGAGACAUUUCAGUGUCAGUAAAUCUUUGUAAAGAACAUUACUUUAUAAAAUACCAAAAUGGCAUGAUCAGCCAAGAUUUAGGUUUUCAAUCGUUUAACUCAUAAAAUGAAAUACUAUGAUUGACAAAGACCUCUUUUUUAACUUAAAAAACAGGAGUUGAAUUCCUGAGACUUUCUGGUUGUUGACUGUGGUUAUGUUGUUUGAGAUGUAUAAGAUUGUGGGGCUUUUGGUAGCCUUGUAUUUUUGUCAAACUUUUUAAUAUAUUUUGUGAAUAAAUUUUGUUUUUGAAA
Kogia breviceps (pygmy sperm whale) is the source of this 2062-nucleotide messenger RNA. RefSeq names its product dynein axonemal assembly factor 10 (gene DNAAF10). NCBI's taxonomy places the organism in Eukaryota, Metazoa, Chordata, Mammalia, Artiodactyla, Physeteridae. Gene Ontology annotation, molecular function: ubiquitin binding. The record is from RefSeq and is a predicted model, not a curated record.